GCGGUGUCACCGUGUUAUGGUUCCCCUCGUGUACGGGCGUUCACGUGAAGCGGCUUUCAUCUCAAUUUCUUUAUAGUUCGUUAAAAGAAAUAGUCAACAUGCAUUUAACUCAUGAAUUAGAGCUUUUUCCCGAGCACAGGGUGACUCAAGUGCUUUUUAAGGAGCUCAAAAAUGCCGCAGAAUUGAGACAGAGUGCGGUAGCGGGAAAAAUAAACGGUGCCUUGAUCAACCCAACGAUGCUGGUGGAUUCUUUCCAAGUGCUGGUGGCUGCCAACAAGGCUGUUAACUUACAGAAAAGUGGAAAAAUGAAGACAAGAAGUUUAUACUCAGAAAUAAUCUUCAACCUGUCACCAACUAAUAAUAUCUCAGAUGCGUUUAAAAGGUUUGGGAUCUCAGAUGGCGAUGACUCCGUCCUGGUGGUCCUGGUUCACAACGAAGAGGAGUCACAGUUUCUGUCAGAUAUCACAGCCAGGGUGAAGGGACGGCAGAUUCCAGUGGAGGAUGUUUCCUCGCUGUCAGACCAGGCAAAAAUCAAAAAGCUGUAUAAAGUCACUCCCCAGGAGGAGAAGUGCGGGACUCUGCUGGACGCAGUUGUAUGCAGGAUGGCCACCAAAGAUGUCAUGUAGCUACAACAGGAAAAAAGGGACCAGAACAGGACUUAAAAAAAAAAAAAAAAAACAAGGUUGCCUUUUUUCAUGUGAGAUGUGGAUUUUCUGCUGUAGAUGUUAUUCCACCACAUUGUAAAGUGCCAAAACUGCAAAUAUUGUCUUUUGUGCAUUCCACACAGACUCAAAUCAACGCUUUUAUCACAUUUUAAGUUCAUCUAGCUUAUUUUUCACACAUCUUUUCCGGGACUUUACGUGUCUUUUGUCCUACUUGUAUUUUCUAUACAACUGUUAGACUGACAGUUGUGGAAAAAGUUUGAGAGGUAGUUAGGGAAGUCACAACACUUUAUUUAGCAUCAGCUUCCCUCAGCAACUUUUCAUGCUUCUCAGUCCUUCCUAUAAACGUUUUCUGUUACAGUUAUUUUUUGUCUCUGUCAGUUGAUGGUGGGCUCCGAGUUUUCUGACAGCAGGGGACAGUGACGUAAAGCUGGUCUCAUGCCAGGAAUCUGUGAAUAAUGAAUCCAAAGAGCUCUGGGCCAAAAAUCAGCUAGCUCUCAAUCAGAUUUUAAAGAUAUAUCCGCAACCACAACACUGACAUGAAAGAUUCAGAUACGAGCCAAAUUUCAUUCAAACCUUGUCAGCCUCAGAAGAGAAUAUUAAAUACUGGUUGUCUUAAA
This is a messenger RNA of Dicentrarchus labrax (European seabass), 1282 nucleotides long. RefSeq names its product Tp53rk binding protein (gene tprkb). NCBI's taxonomy places the organism in Eukaryota, Metazoa, Chordata, Actinopteri, Moronidae. The record is from RefSeq and is a predicted model, not a curated record. Bases 99 to 626 code for a protein of 175 amino acids. Gene Ontology annotation, biological process: tRNA threonylcarbamoyladenosine modification; telomere maintenance via recombination. Gene Ontology annotation, cellular component: cytosol; nucleus; EKC/KEOPS complex. The transcript has 4 exons.